GGUCAACCCCUGCGCGCUCCAAAGAGGAUGUUCGGUUUGUCGGCAGUUGGUGGCAGAAAGAGGCGGAGAUGCGGGACAUCUCUUCAAACGUUCGUGGGGGAUUAAUGUGUUGAAGCCACAGAAAAAUAUAGCUCUAUUAGUUAGAAACAGCAACCUGUCCGAAAGAAAGAACCGUCCUGAUUCAUAAAAGCUCGGGAAAAAUCAGAUCCGCGCGUCGAGUGGACGGUCCCACCUCAGCGGUCAGAGUCUGUGAGGUCUUCUGCUUGACCUGCCUUGACCUUCAUGCCCUGAGGAUGAAGACGAACUGCAGGAUCCAUCUGUCCUCGGCUCCUGUCUUUGUCAAAGAGGACUCAGAUGUGAGCCCUAAUGAUGUGGAGAGAUCCACAGAUUACAGCGACCUCCAGAAACUCUCACUAGACCUCUGCUCAUUUGGAUUUCUGGACUCCUGUCUCCCCUUAAGUCCUUUAAACGCUCUACUUAACCCCAGCCAUGCUGAAAUAACCAGCCUGGGCUCUCCCUCCAGCUUCUUUCCGGAUGUGUCUGACGUGUUUUUGAUCCCUGUUUCGGAGCACAAUGACCAAAACACUCAUCUGCUGCAAGAACAAAAACCUGAGUGGCUGCCAGAUGUUGGAGAGGUGUGUCCCUCCUCUUCUUCUCUUACAACUGUUUCUCCCAAAUCUUGGAGUCUCCCUCUGUUGUUUGAAACCCGACCUCUAGGGACACCCAAGGAAGUUUCUGAAAUGCGGUGUCCACCUGCUCGUCCUGCAUCAGUGCAUCCUGAUGAGAUAGAUCCUAAUAAACUGGUGAAAGCUUUGUCUGAACAUCAGCAGGCUCAGCUACAGAGCCAAGUUGGUGGACUCCAGGGGAAAAUGCCUGCUUCCCUCCUCUGCAGCCGACAGCUGGAUGGACUGCACAGGAAGCCCAGAGAGGAUCCCCUUCCCGGCUGUGAACGCGGUGCUGUGGCUCCUCUGCAAGAAUGCAGUAACCCUCAUUUUUCCUGGCAAGACUUCUCAGUGUCUUCUCUGACGGGGCUCAGAGAGUUGGCGCAGUCCAGCCAGGUGGGGCUGAGAGGCCGUCAGGACGCCCUGGACUCCGAGGCGACGGUCAGCAGCAGCUCGGAUGAGGAGCCAGAGGAGGAGCUCCGUUCUCUUCUCUGGGAGAUGCAGUGGCUGGAGGAGAGGGCGGAGCUCGGCAGCGGGUGGAGUUGGCUACAACUGCGUCUCACUGAACUCAAAGGAAGGAUCCAACAAAUGGAUGAGCUGCAGAAGUAUCUACGCUCCAGCAAGGCUAAAGUGGUGCUUGCAGAAUCCCGGCCUCUGCCUGUCCGGCAGGUUCCGAACACCCUGAUGAGGGACAGAACUGGGUUUUCCUACACACCAUCAGAUUCUGACACGGAACCCUGCAGCCCCACACGCCUACUGUGCAGCAUAGAGAGACAGAGCGCCCAGCUUAGCCAGAUCGUGAAAAGUCUGUUGCCUCCUCUCAGCUGCUCUCCUCUCUCCAAACAACCCCCGACCCUGGCGGGGUCGAGCACCUUCAAAGGAUCUCAUUUCUGCAGUGGUCAGAGAGGAGGCGACAUUUUUCCCUCUGAGAGCUUCAGGAGAAGGAGACCAGCGACCCAGAGGCCCGUCAAAGUUGUCCCGUCGUGCGCCCGUACGCGAGCCGUAGUCGCUUUGCACAAACGCAAACUGUUCACUUUUUAUUCUGGAAAGGACUCCAGUCUACAGGAUUCGGUGGACUCCAUGUGUGGACUCUCCUCUCUCUUUUCUUGCUCCCAUGCACGCUCUGGUGAACCUGCAGCCUCCUCCUCUGAUGUCAGCUGCAGGUCCGGUAGUGACCUUUCCAGCAAUACUUCCUGCUGCAGAGCUCAUUCUACAUCAUCUGACUCCUCUGCAUGCCACCGGUUCCAGCGGCUGACGCUCAGAGAAGAAUGGUCCCAAAGGCCUCUUAUCAUCAAUGCUGAGGCCUUCAGUCCAUUAGGCUACAGGAGAAGCUCCACACCAAUGACCCAUCAGAAAUACAGGAAGAAAACGCUGGAUUUGUCACCUAUCGGGUCAUCCUGCUGCACUCUGGGUCGUACCAGUAAACCCAGGAGGAGGAGAAGGAGGAGGAAGAGGAGAACAUGCAUCUUCAGGCCAGUUGAAGACAUGGAUGUCCUCCACCAUCACUGUUACCAGGGAGACGGAUCUAGUGACAUGCCUGAAGAAAGUUACACACACGUGUCGCACAGCAAGGCCUCCCAGCUCUUUUUUCGAAAGGACAACGGCCACACCGUGUACCACAUCAAUGACGUGAUCAUCCACGGCUCCUCCCGUAGACUGGAAAAGCUGCAGUACAAAGAAAUCCCAACUCCCAGGUGGCGAGUACUUCAAAUCGAGCCGCUGACAGGAAUGGAAAUGGAGAGAGAUGAAAAUAAUGAAAAGUUGCAGACUGAGAACCUGACAGAUGACGUCUUCGCUCAGAGGCACCUGCUUUUGGAGCAGGAAGAGAAAUCCCGCCGGUGCUGCAGGCGUCCUCCCAGAUCUGCCAGCAGGUCGUCAGGCAGUAGGAGUGGGAAAUGGACAUCAGGUGAGGAGAGCUGCGGUCAGCUAGAUCAACUGUUGCGGUUGGAGGAGAGGGCGGAACCUUGGGAGCCCCAACUCUUCCCCUUAAGUGGAGCAGAGUACGUUGACCUUCUUGCUGAAGAAGAGACCGCACCAGGAUGGAUAGAUUCAAUCUCAUCCUCUCAUUUAUCCAAUGCCGCCGCCCCCAUCUCGCCAUACCUCAAGUGUUGCAGUCAGAAAGCAUGAGCCAAAAUGUGAAGAAACUGGAAAACUGAAGACAUUUCAUGGAAUGAACUUGAACACUGUGAAACUAGGAUUAUUACUUGGAUGUUGUUUUAACUGAUCUAUUUGUCUUUAGCUACACUUUUAUGAUUAAAAUUUUUUUUUUUAUUGUAAUUCAAAUAUCAGAUGUUAGCUAUUGUAAGGCAACUCCUGUGCUGUGUCAGGUUUACAUGCUUUAAACUUGUUAACUGCCAUUUCUUUCUUUGGUUGCCUUAAAAAAUGUAUUUACCUAUCGAUACAUUUUCAAAGAUGCAUUUGUUUUCCUAUUUUGGUGCCAUUGUUGUCUAUUUUGCUUGAUAAAAACAUGGAAGGUAGAAGUGGACAUUAAUGUAGGUGGAUGUUUUUGUGCUCUAAUAAAACAGGAUAUUCUGAUGUUUUUAAACCAA
This is a messenger RNA of Oryzias latipes (Japanese medaka), 3211 nucleotides long. RefSeq names its product KAT8 regulatory NSL complex subunit 1-like (gene kansl1l). The record is from RefSeq and is a predicted model, not a curated record. Gene Ontology annotation, cellular component: NSL complex. Gene Ontology annotation, molecular function: histone acetyltransferase binding. NCBI's taxonomy places the organism in Eukaryota, Metazoa, Chordata, Actinopteri, Beloniformes, Adrianichthyidae.